CUCGUUUUCGGGCCGCAUUCUGUUCGAGCCGUCUGUUGUCUGUUGCUCUCAUGCGGUGCAGCGCUGGAAAUCCUUAGGUACCCCGUAUUUUAACCAACCCAGGCGUGGUUCAUUUGUUCUAGGCCCAAACCCCGGUCAGGUGGAUAGGAAACGCACUGGCGAGACGUGAACUGCACUACCAUACCAGCACUGCAGUUUUUCUUUUCGUCAUUUUUCCUUUGUUUUAUUUUUAUUUUUCUUGUCCCCCCCUGUUGUAAACAAUUCAUCCCUGUCAUUUAUUCUGCGCGCAGCGGAGCUCAGCUCGGAUUUCCAAGAUUUGACAUUUUGUAAGCUGCCACGUCGGAAUUGUGUGUGAGGUCGCUAGCUGCCGUUAGAGGAGGGUGGAUGGCGGCGGGCGGGGGGCGCACCGAUCGGAUCUCAACGGCGGUUGCGCAGUUUUUAGCUUUGCUACAGCCCAUGUUUGCCAAGACCCUUGCCCGCGGGAGAUCUUCCCCAGACGGGCCAAGGCUCCGAGACGGGACGGUCUGGGGUGCGAUGCUGCACGAACAACACUGCAACAGGCGGGGCAAUCACAGUGUGCGGGAAACCACGGCUCGCGGGCUGGUCGUACUGGUUAUUGUAUUCCCGAUAGCGAGGGUAGGUAUUCGUACUCGAUAAUCAAUCACAAACUUCCAUUCCAGGAAAAGAGAAAAGUGAAAGGAAAGGAGACGAAGAAAAAUCG
Molecule: messenger RNA, 721 nt
Organism: Lasiosphaeria miniovina
Lineage: Eukaryota; Fungi; Ascomycota; Sordariomycetes; Sordariales; Lasiosphaeriaceae
Exons: 1
Coding region: 385-657 (90 amino acids)
Source: RefSeq, a predicted model, not a curated record